AUGGGUGUAUCUUUAGCCAGCUUUAGCCAUCCGUGCAUUCCUGCUCCUUACGAUUCACCUCGUAGAUUCUACGUUUUCCAACACCCUCACCUUCCUCUCCCCCUCUCCCCCCCCCUCCCCUCUCUCCCCCUCCCCCCUCUCCCCCCCUCCCCUCACCCCCUCCUCCAUCCCCACUCCCCUUGGUCGGUCUCUCCCAGCCAAGAGGCUCAAUCAGAGGAGGACUGUGUCUCGAGCUCCUCUUGUGCACCUCCACCGGAGGAGCACUCACCAGAUACCACCUUCCCCGCAUGCGCCUCCACCUCAUCACUACCAUCCGAUGCACCAUCCCUGCCGCGCCAUCUCAUGCCGAAAUCACCAAGCGUGUCGGUUCUGGACGUUCUGCGGAAGCAGGAGGAACAGUCACAGCUGACGGAUUCGGAUUUCCCUCCGAUGCUGUGCCUAGAUGCGGAGGAUGAGCAGCAGGAGGAGCAGCAGCAGAAUGGGGAGAGGCAGAGCCAGGGGCAGGGGAAGGAGCAUGGCUUCCCUGAAGAAGGUGGCAGGGUGGAGGAACGGGAGAGGGAUUUUGCAGCAGCAGAGAGUGAAGGUGAACGAGCAACAGAGUCAACAAGCAGAAGCAUUGAUUUUGGGUGCAACGUGGAGGGGCUAGGGGAGGAAAUGGAAGAGGAGGAAGAAGAAGGAGAAGGAGUGGAGGGGGAUGAGGAGGAGGAGGAGGACGAGGAAGGGGGAGGGCGAUACCAAGGGCCGCGCAUAGCAGGGUUGGAGCCGAUGAACUUUGUCACGCUCGCUUCACCUCACCUAGGCUCUCGUGGGAAAGGGCAUCUGCCCUUUCUGCUCAAGGUGAGCCUCUUCGAGAAGGCGUCGGUCCCGCUCGCACCUCUCUUCCUCGGCCGCUCCGCCCACCACCUCUUCCUCACUGACGUGGACCCUCCAGUAGAAACAACCGAUGCCGCCCCUUCAAUCGACGUUGGCACCGCUGAUGCCAACCCUCACAUUGACUCCACUGGCACCGUUGAACCACAGAUUGAACCGGUAGGUGUAGUCAGCACUCGGACUGACACCACCGGGGCUGAUCGUCAACCAGGCACGGCUGAUGUUGAUGCUCUGGGUGGUGAUUCUGUGGCUGGCAAAAAUCAAGCAGACGGUGCGUAUGGUAACCCUUCUACGGGUUGUGUCGACCUUUUGAAUGUCGCGUCUGGUGCCGAACCCCCUCUCGAUAUCGACACAACUCUCUCCUCCGUUGACACUGGUCGUCCCCUUGCUGAUCAUUUUGCUAAGCCAGUUGCUGAAGCUCUUGCUGCGGGUGCUGAGGCCCAUUUGGGCCAUUCGGAAACCAGAAGCAGCGUGAAGGGAGCAGCUGGGAAGCAGCAGCAGGCAAGUGCGAAAGAGCAGCAACGGCAACAACAGCAGCAUAAGCACCAGCAGGAGAAGCAGCAGCAGCAUGGGAUGGUGCGGCUGCAUCGGCUGGGAAGCAGCCUGAUUGACGUGACAAGGGUGGCAGCAGCAGAAGGCCGACUAGAGGAGACAACAGGGAAAGGGGUCGGGAGUCACAAGGUGAAACACCAGCUGCCUCUGCUGCUUCGCAUGACUACGGACAACGAGGAAGGCCCCUUCCUAAAUGGUUGGGUGGCGGACAGCCUCGAUCCGUCACCAGUGGGAGAUGCCAUCGACGAACUGCACGAGCUGCCAGACUAUCGCUUCAUCGUGAGAGUACAGCCCAUGCAGUGCCAAUCAAAGAUCCCAGUGCAACCCAUGCGAUGCGAAUCGGAGGGUACCACUGUGCAGCCCGUGCCAUGCCAGCCAGAGCCAAGGGCCCCAGGAUGUAUUGACACAGGUGCAGGGGGGGAGGAGAAAGGAUGCUUUGCUGACACAUCGUCUCAGCACUUGGCUGCGUGUGAUGCUUCUUUGCAUGCCAGUGCUGCUGCUGCCUCUGUUGCUGAUUUUGCACAAACGGACACGACAGGUGCUUUAGCAGCUGAAGCUUCUGAUUUCAUGGCAGGGAAUGCCACGGGUAGUGUUUCAGGUGGCCCCUCAGGUGGUGCUUCAGGUGGUCCGUCAGGUGGAUCUGCAGCCGGCCCUCCAGAAACAAAAGAACACGCUAAUUUCUUUGCGCGCCUGAAGGGAAGGUGGAAAAUGGGGGGACGAACAGCAUCAAGUGGCGGCUUUGGCCUGAACUUUGGACUCGGUUCUCCACAGCAGCAGUUCCUGCCAUGCCAGCAGCAGCCUCUGAAGCUGAAAGACAAGGGGCAUACCGAGCAGGGUGAGGGAGGAGAGCAGGCGUUUGGGAACCAUAAGAACUCACCUGACGAUCCACCUGAGGGUUCACCUGAGGAGGGUGAGGGAGAAGUGUUACAGCUGGUGCGGAGCAUGAGUGAGGGUAUGGUUUCCAGGGGCGCGAGUGGCAGGGGCAGCGGUGGUGGUGGCAGUGGCGGCAGCAGUGAGGAGGGGAGUUGCAAAGGCAAAAACAGAACAGGGCAGAGGGCGACUAAGAAUGACGAGGGGCAUGGGAGUGAUGAGGGCUGGCGUGGGGACGAGACUAAGGCGAGGAGAGCAGCGAUUGGUGGUCCUACUGCUGCAGGUGGUGCUGGUGGUGCUGGUGCUGGUGCUGGUGGUGCUACCAUGCUGCCACGUGCUGCGGGGAUAGCGCCAAAGAAGCAUAGCAUUCACAUGCAGUGGGAGGACACGAUGGUGGAGAAUCUCAACCGUGUCCCAUGGGCUCGCAUCGAUGUCAACUUUGCAUCGUCACCACUUGCCUUCCUCGCUCACAUCCUCAUUCAGGUGAACAUCCCGACACUCAAGGCGCAUGGAGCCAGUGUGAUACAGCAUGUGAUCGACAACUUUGUGGUGUAG
Molecule: messenger RNA, 2847 nt
Organism: Closterium sp. Naga37s-1
Lineage: Eukaryota; Viridiplantae; Streptophyta; Zygnematophyceae; Desmidiales; Closteriaceae
Source: the annotation of a GenBank genome assembly